Lodderomyces pseudojiufengensis is the source of this 1797-nucleotide messenger RNA. RefSeq lists its product as uncharacterized. Lineage: Eukaryota; Fungi; Ascomycota; Pichiomycetes; Serinales; Debaryomycetaceae. Gene Ontology annotation, biological process: peroxisome organization. The transcript has a single exon. Gene Ontology annotation, cellular component: peroxisomal membrane. The record is from RefSeq and is a predicted model, not a curated record. Bases 1 to 1797 code for a protein of 598 amino acids.
AUGAGUAUAAAUGAUCUGGAUCAUUUUGAAAAUAAUCAGUCACCUAAAGCUCAAAAUUCUUCUAGAGCGUACUAUAAAGAAUUAGCUGUUAAUCUAGUGAAUAACGCUGUUCAUAAAGGAAAUACUUUAGCACAGCAAAAUCCGGGUAGCAAAAGAGCAAUAGCAGCAACAACAGCAUCAACAAUUUUAGAGAUGGGAUUAGAUCGAUACAAUAAUAGAUCUUCAAGAUCUGGAUCAAUAGAUUUGACUGACGAACAAAUUAAUCAUAUAGCAGCAAUGGCUGAGUCAGCAGGUGAGAAUGAAAUAAAGAAGUCACUGUCCUCAACCACAAAUCAUUUUGCAGAUCGAAUGAUAGAGAAGAUUAUGAAAUCAUCAAUACCGCAAGAUAUUCCCGAAAGAGAAAUAUUUGAAAAAAGGUUAAAUGAUCCUGAAAGAAAUAAGAGACCUGGGUUGUCAAUUGGAACUUUGACUUCAAAUGUUAAACAAUUGGCUAGUAAAAUGACAAACUUUUUUGCUAUACAAUAUGAAAUCAUUCAUAUAAUAACUUGGAAACAACCAAAUAAAACUUUGAGUGUUUUGGUUUUAUAUACUGCUGCAUGCCUUUGGCCACAUUUGAUUUUGGCAUAUCCAUUAAUUUUUAUUUUAUUUGGAAUUAUGAUUCCAGGAUAUGUUCAUAGACAUCCACCUAUGAGAUCAGAUUUGAUCAAAGUCAAAAAAAGAGGUCAAUCUUUAUUGAAAUUUUUAAAUGCUACUCCAGAAACCAGUAUCGUUGAAGACAUGGUAGAUGAAAAUUAUCUUAGAGAAGAUGCAGAAAUCGCAUCUUCGACUUAUUCAAUAUCCGAAGAAGCUUCAGAUAUAACGAUUUCAUCAUCUCAACCACAAUCAAGUAAAACUAGUAAUAAAGUUGAGGAUAAGAAAGAAUCAUCCGAAAGACGAAAAUCAAACGUGGCAUUAUUAAUUAAUUUAAGAGAUUUUCAAAAUUUAACAACUGACGUAUUGCAAGCAUUAGAUAAUGGAGAGAAGUUUUAUUACGAAACCGCUGGAUUUAAAGACGAAAGAUUGUCAACAUUCAUUUUUUAUGGCAUUUUAGUUGCAACAUUUGCUACAUUGUUUUUAGGACAGUUUAUACCGUGGAGAUUAAUUUUCAUAAAUGCUGGAUGGAUAGGAUUAAUUUUAUGUCAUCCGAAAGCUAAGAAGUAUUUGAUAGAUAUGAGUAAGUCUAGAAAAGAAAAUGCCAAAUAUGCUAAGAUUAAAAAGGAAAUUGAACAAGAAGCUCAAAUUGAGAAAAAUGGUAAACCUGAAGAACAAGUAUCAAUGGCAACUACCGUCAAGAAUGAUAUUAAGCAAUUCGAUCGUAAUGAUAUCAUUGUUGAUGACAAACCCGAAGUUAGAAUAGUCGAAGUUUAUGAGCUUCAAAUCAAAAGCAUCUUAAAAAGUAAUUGGUCAUUUUAUAGAUACUCAACCACGAUGUAUGAUAAAGAUAAUAAAAAUAGAAUUGCAGGAAAAAGACCGGUAGGAGUAGAUCAUUUGAAUAAAGUACUACCACCUAAAGAUUGGAAAUUUGAUAUGGGUUUUGUCAAUAAAUGGGUUUUAGAUACAAAACCAAAAGAGUAUAUAAAAGAAAGAUCAUUAGACCCCGAUUUAUUCAUAAUAAAAAGUCAAGAAGAUAAUGGGUGGAUUUAUGAUAAUAUGAAAGAUGUUGUACAUCUGGAAAUUAUUUAUGAGUUUAGAAGAAGAAGAUUAUAUAGAGAGUGUUAUAGAUAUGGAAGACCUCAUAAAAAACCAAAAAGUUUUUAA